Molecule: messenger RNA, 1308 nt
Organism: Penicillium verhagenii
Lineage: Eukaryota; Fungi; Ascomycota; Eurotiomycetes; Eurotiales; Aspergillaceae
Product: histidinol-phosphate transaminase
Exons: 3
Coding region: 1-1308 (435 amino acids)
Biological process (GO): L-histidine biosynthetic process
Molecular function (GO): pyridoxal phosphate binding; L-histidinol-phosphate:2-oxoglutarate transaminase activity
Source: RefSeq, a predicted model, not a curated record
AUGGCUUCCAGAACAUCACCAUUCGACUUGUCAAAAUGCGCUCGACCUAAUAUUCUGCAAUUGCAGCCCUAUCGCUGCGCCAGAGAUGACUACAAAGACGAUGGGACUAACGUCCUGCUGGAUGCGAAUGAGAAUGCCUACGGCCCCGGUCUAGCACUGAACAGCGAGGGUGCCCUGCAGGCCUCGAAGACCGGCGAUGCGACAGGCGCCUCCAAGCCCGAGAUUGAUUUCCUGGGCUUGAACCGAUACCCCGAUCCUCACCAGAUCGAACUUAAGCAGCUCUUCUGCAAUCUCCGCAAUACUCACCACCACACACAAAAGACCCUAAAGCCCGAGAGCCUGUUCGUAGGUGUUGGGUCCGAUGAGGCUAUCGAUGCGAUGCUACGAUGCUUCUGCACACCGGGCAAGGACAAAAUCCUUACAUGCCCACCGACUUACGGAAUGUACAGCGUGAGCGCCCAGGUUAACGAUAUCGACAUAGUCAAGGUGCCGUUGGAUGUGAACAACGGCUUCCAGCUGCAGGCCGACAAGGUCAAUGAGGCCCUAUCCGCCGACCCCUCCAUCAAACUCGUGUAUAUCUGCUCUCCGGGCAACCCGACCGCCAACCUGAUCCGCAAGGAGGAUAUUCGCAAGGUGCUGGAACACCCUACAUGGAAUGGCAUAGUGAUCGUUGAUGAGGCAUACAUCGAUUUCGCUGAGGAUGGCUCCAGUUUGGCCGAGUGGGUCACCGAGUGGCCCAAUUUAGCGGUCAUGCAGACCCUCAGCAAGGCAUUUGGUCUUGCCGGCAUCCGUCUCGGCGUUGCCUUCACCAGCCCCGAGAUCGCACGACUCCUGAACAGCCUCAAGGCCCCCUACAACAUCUCUAGCCCGACCAGCGCGCUCGCGACCGCUGCAUUGACGGGCCCCAAUAUGGCGGUGAUGCGCCAGUACCGUGAGCAGAUUGUCGCGCAGCGCGAGCGUUUGCUCCGCGAAUUACCGCAGAUUUCCGGUGUUGGGCGGUUCCUGGGCGGGAAUGACGCGAAUUUCUUGUUGGUGGAGAUUUUGGAUAGCACCGGGAAACCAAGCAACGUGGUCGCGCUAGCAGCGUAUGAGGCGUUGGCAGAGAAGCGUGGGGUUGUGGUGCGGUUCCGCGGUAAGGAGUAUGGAUGUGAGGGCUGUAUUCGGAUCACCGUUGGUACUGAAACGGAGGUCACCAGGUUCCUGCAGGAGCUGCGGGUUGUUCUGGCUGGAUUGCAGGCGGGAGUCGGCAUUCAGUCGCUUCGGGACGAAGAGCGGCGGGAGGAUGCGGCCGCUGCAGUGGUUGGGUAA